Messenger RNA from Guillardia theta CCMP2712, 1140 nucleotides. RefSeq lists its product as hypothetical. Bases 1 to 1140 code for a protein of 379 amino acids. Gene Ontology annotation, molecular function: indole-3-glycerol-phosphate synthase activity; phosphoribosylanthranilate isomerase activity. Gene Ontology annotation, biological process: L-tryptophan biosynthetic process. Lineage: Eukaryota; Cryptophyceae; Pyrenomonadales; Geminigeraceae. The transcript has 8 exons. The record is from RefSeq and is a predicted model, not a curated record.
AUGGUGCUUGCCUACGCCUUCGUCCAAGUUGGUCAAUGCUUCAUGUCUGUCGGUCCUGCUGGUAUGCGAUUCUUCCCCAUGUCUACGUCGGAUGCUAGACUGUUUGGCUCAUCCAUGACAACGCCGACGCUGCGAGGAAGGUCAGGUGCCCUCAGUUGCAGGAGCUCGAUGCUUGAGCAAGUGAGGGAACGGAAAAUGAAGGAGGUGGAGGAGCUCAAGGCAAACAUGCCGGAGGAUGCCGCGAAGAUCUUAGAGAAGGGCGCCACGAACAAGAACAGAUAUCUCAAGGCAGUCAAAAAACCCAAGGGUACCAUCAGCGUUGUCCCUCAGAUCAAGACAAAGGCUCCGACCCUUGGAAGCUUUGCCUCCCUGCCUGCUGUGGAUGUCUUGAGCGCUCAUUGCUAUGAAGCUGGAGCAGCUGCCAUUGCCGUGUGCACAGACAAGGAAUUCUAUGGUACAGACUGGGAAUCUCUCAAGAAAGCAGCUGGGCAGCAAGCUCGCUACAAGGGGAAAUUCCCUGGACCGCUGCCGGUGAUGGCCUAUGAUUUCUUCAUCGACGAGGCUCAGCUAGCUCUCGCUGCUUCUUAUGGUUGCGAUGCUGUCUGCCUGAACGCGGCGUUGUUGGGAACCAGCACCAAGGACAUGGUGGCUUCUGCUGACAGAAUGGGAAUGGACGCGCUCGUUGAAGUGCACAACAAGGCGGAGCUUGAUAUUGCAAUCGAAGCUGGAGCAAAGAUGGUUGGCAUUUCCAACAGAGACAUGGACACGUUCCAAUUGAAGCAUCCUGUGGACUACCAACUCCGUACCUGGAGCGUGCCUGUUGAAGAGACUGUGUUCGGUCUUGUCAAGGAGGUUCCCGAGGGAGUGCACGUAACAGCUAUGGGAGGUUGCAAUGAAACCUUGGUCGCUUGGACUCUGCGUGAUGAGGGAUAUUCCUCGAUCAUGGUUGGAGAAGCCAUCAUCCGGGGCUCGGAGAUGCGUAUGGCCAGCAGUGCCUACUCUGCUGCCUACAACGAGGCUAAGGGGCUCAUCAUGGCUUUCAAGGCCAAGGGCAGCAAGAAGUACGGACCCUCAGCAACCGGUUCCUUCUUCGGAAAAGGGGAAGGAGCCAAGGAAUCGCUGGGAAUGAUGUCCAUAUAG